AUGUAUGUCAUCAAUAUCUCAGGACAGGUAGUGAACACCUUCUAUGGGGACAUUCAGAAUGUGCAAGUGACUGUGGUUGAUGCAACCAAUGUGGAACUCUAUGACUUCUUUCAUCCCAUUGCCAAUAACAAGCACACUUUGGGGUUGAGUAAUGCCACCCCCUGCUUCACUGUACCACCUAUGGAGUCACUUGGUAACACUCAGCCUUGCCUUUCUCAUGAAGUACACCAUGUCCCUGUUUCUUGCCUACAUAUGGACCAAGUCAUACCAGCCCAUCAUCUAGCCCAGCAAAAGUUUGUGGAGCUUAUCCAUGAUGAGUUCCAGCUCUUUGGCAAGAACAAGGUGUACAUGGUCAACUCUCAAAGGGGUGUGAUUCCUGACAUCUAA
Molecule: messenger RNA, 387 nt
Organism: Choloepus didactylus (southern two-toed sloth)
Lineage: Eukaryota; Metazoa; Chordata; Mammalia; Pilosa; Megalonychidae
Product: dual specificity protein phosphatase 18-like
Exons: 1
Coding region: 1-387 (128 amino acids)
Source: RefSeq, a predicted model, not a curated record